Molecule: messenger RNA, 1767 nt
Organism: Mesorhabditis belari
Lineage: Eukaryota; Metazoa; Nematoda; Chromadorea; Rhabditida; Rhabditidae
Source: the annotation of a GenBank genome assembly
AUGGGAGAAUUCGUUGAGGAAAAGUUUGAGAAGCUUUUACCCUUAUUCGAACAACUCAAAAAUGUGGACAUUUUAAAGAACGAGGAAGUACAAGAGUUGGUGAAACGAUGUCGAAGAUAUGAAUAUCGGCUUGCUAAACAGGUAAAGAAUGAAGCUGAUUACGUUGUUUAUGCGGACUACCUGCUGGAUCUACUGGAAUUGAUUUCAAAACGUCGUGAACGUCUCUCUUAUGCACAUCGAUACAAAGAAAUUGAAGGAAUUAUCAACAGUAAAAUAGGCGGAUUAUACUUUGCUUGUGCUUUGCGAUGCAAGAAAAAAAUCAGCCUUUGGUACAAAUGCAUUGAUUUUCUCGUCAACAAGAAAUUGAAUUCCAUGUGCAGUAAAGUCUUUACAACUGCAUUGCAGUUUCAUUCGUCAGACAAAGAUCUUCGAUGUCGAUCUGCUAAAUGGGAAUUAUCCGGAAAUAAUUCGAUUGAGAAUGCUCGCUCCCAACUGCAACUCGUACUACGAAAUCAACAUCAAGAGACGACUUAUUGGAUUUGCCUUUUUGAAAUCGAGCUCUCUUUUGCCAAAAAGAUGAGGGAACGACUUGAAUUUUUGAAGAAAAGAGACAAAACGGAGGAUUCUGAAAUAGCCACAUCACAAACGGUUGAUGACGCCAUUCUUGAUUUUAAAGUGGUUGAGGUGGUGCUAAAUCAAGCACUCAGGAAAGUAAAUGAUCACACAAAAGUCGCAGAAAUGCUUCAUUCAAUGUGGGAAUUUUCUUUCCAACAAGGCCCAGCUUUGGAAAGAAUUACCAAUUUAAUUUACGAUAAAUUACAAAAGCUGACGGACCCCGGGGAAGUUGAAUAUGCCAUUUUGGCAUCAUUCGAGAAAAAGUGUCAUGAUGAAGGAAAGUAUAUUCUGGAUUGCUUCGAUGAUGCGUUCGAAAAAUGCUCUACUGAGAAGUUAUGCCGCAUUUUCUUGAAUAUCUGUGAAAAAUCGGAUGCAGCUGAUGCUCUUAUUGAAGGUAACAAAAUUCGCCAAAAGUUGAUCGAUAUGGGUGUGGCUUUGGUUGACGACAUACAAAAAGUUUUGAUUUCCUACGACUUGGCCGACAAAGAUGUAGACAAUAAAGUUUUGGAAAUCACAAAAGAGUCCUUAAAGACACAUCAAGGAGAUGCAAAACUUUGGGAAUUGCACCUGGGAGCAAGAAUCAAUCUCUUGACUGGAUCUAAACGAAAAGAAAGUAUAGAAAAACAAAAAGAAGAUCUAAUGGAAGUGUUCGAUGAAGCUUUCAAAAAAGUUUCGUUGAAUGAGCAGUUACAAAUUUGGAAACUGGCCAUCGACUUUGCGAUUGAAAAUGAACCGAGCAAGAUGGACGCGAUUUUUUCGCAAUGUUUUCUUAUUGCACCAUGCUCUGUAUCAUCUCCAAUAAAGGUGAUUCGCCUUAAUUAUAUGGAAGCUCUCGGAAAUAUUGAACAGUUCCGCAAUGAGGCUCAUCGCUUAAUGGAUAUGAAGCCGAAUAGUUAUUCGGUGUACGUGAGAAUUGCUGAAAUAGAGUCUAAACGGCAAGAGGGAAUGGAUAAGAAACUCUGUGAAAUGGCCUUGAAAUUGGCUGUGAACGAAAAUGAGCAAAGUCCUGAUGCGUGGCUCGAAUAUUUGAAAUUUCUCCUCGAGCAUAAACCGCAGAGUGUCGCCAACGCACAUCAGAGAGCCAUCCUUGCACUCACAGAUGUCGCCUCUGAAGAACUUGAAAUUGGAUGGAUGAAAUUUAAUAGGUCGCUU